UUUUCCCACAAUGCCAAGCAAUUACAUUCGGUUUAUGCUAAUGUAAGGUAGUCAUCCAUUGAUCAACGGAUUGUUACAUUUUGGCUGUCGAAUGUUCGGAAAUUUCUCUUGAUUUUCGCUUUUUUUUCACGGUUGCAACGCAUUCAUCGCGACCAGGAACACUCUUAAUAUAAGACACAUACAUCAGGACAAUUUUAUUUAUUUUGUAACGUUUUUAAAAGAUUCGUCUGUCGCCGGUGGAAGACGGAGCGAGCUGUCGAUAAAACAACAUGGGGUGCACACUAAGCGCCGAGGAUAAAGCCGCAGCUGAGCGGUCGAAAAUGAUCGACAAAAAUCUGCGAGCGGACGGGGAAAAGGCAGCGAGAGAGGUGAAACUGUUGCUGUUGGGUGCUGGAGAGUCUGGAAAGAGUACAAUUGUGAAACAAAUGAAGAUCAUCCAUGAGGAAGGUUACACAGAAGAGGACUGUUUACAAUACAAACCUGUCGUCUACAGUAACACCAUACAAUCUAUGAUAGCCAUUAUUAGGGCUAUGGGAUCACUAAAAAUUGACUUCGGACAUCCUGACAGAGCGGAAGACGCGAGGCAACUGUUUGCCCUAGCAGGUCAGGCUGAAGAAGGUGAGCUGAGUCCGGAGCUCGCAGCAUGCAUGAAAAGACUAUGGAAGGACUCUGGCGUACAAGCGUGUUUCAACAGAUCAAGAGAAUAUCAACUCAAUGACUCUGCAUCAUAUUACUUGAAUGCGCUUGACCGAUUGGCUGCACCAGGCUACAUCCCAACGCAGCAGGACGUACUUAGAACUCGAGUGAAAACCACUGGUAUUGUGGAAACACACUUUACAUAUAAAGAUCUUCAUUUCAAAUUAUUUGAUGUUGGAGGUCAGCGCUCAGAGCGAAAGAAAUGGAUACAUUGCUUUGAAGGGGUCACUGCUAUUAUUUUCUGUGUUGCGCUCAGUGCUUAUGACUUAGUAUUGGCAGAAGAUGAAGAGAUGAAUCGUAUGCAGGAGUCCAUGAAGUUGUUUGAUUCCAUAUGUAACAAUAAAUGGUUUACAGACACUUCAAUUAUUCUUUUCUUGAACAAGAAGGAUUUGUUUGAGGAGAAAAUCACUAAGUCGCCAUUGACUAUUUGCUUCCCUGAAUACACAGGAUCCAACACUUAUGAAGAAGCGGCUGCCUAUAUUCAGAUGAGGUUUGAGGACUUGAAUAAGAGGAAGGACCAGAAAGAGAUCUACACUCACUUUACGUGUGCAACAGACACCAACAACAUCCAGUUUGUAUUUGAUGCUGUUACUGAUGUCAUCAUCAAGAACAAUCUUAAGGACUGCGGUCUUUUCUAAACCAGAGAUUUGUACAUGUAUAAUGGAAUUUAUUAACUCGUCAUACACCAUGACGUCACUGACAUGAUUGGUUGGAUAGCUCAGCAUAAUUUAGUAAACUACUUAUGAAGAAGUACCACUGUAGUUGACACAAACGUCGUCUGAAAAAUCAACUGACCAGGUGGUGAAAUGCAUCCCAGUGGUGACCUCUGACCCCUCCAACCCAAUUUGUGGGUGGAUGUCUACAUCUGUAGUAACACACUACACCAUGCUGAGCAAUUUUUAUCUUUGAUCCACAAUUAUUUACGUGUCAGUAAAAAUAUUAUUGUAAUAGCUUUUUCUUUAAUAUGCUUAUAAUAUGUAACAACAUCAAGGAUUUUUUUCCUUUUGAAAAAGUUAUCAAUUUUUUAGUGUAUUUUGAUGUAAAAAAAAACCCAAAAACAAGCGAGAUAUGAAAUUUCACGCUUUUUAGACUAUAGUUCAGUAGUGCUUUCUAUUUACAGAGCUAUAUUGUCAUUCUGUUUAUUGACGAUUCUGUCCUCUUUUAGAUAAGCUCAGAGUGUGCAAAUACUGAUUCUGUAUUGGCUUGUCUGUUGUCAGAAAUAUAAACCCUGACAUCCAUAGUAAAAAAUACUUUCCAGAAAAACAUGGCAAGAAUAUUUUUUUUUUUUUAUGUUAAACAUUUUUUUUGUUUUUAAUAAAAAUGACAGCUUCCUAUUUCCGGAGGGCAUCACUGCUUUUGUAAAUUAUAGUUUGGUUACCGUGGAUACAGGAUUACUAACUGCAAAUCCUUGUAUUUGUACACUUUAAAAAACGCUUCCUUGCCACACCAUUUACUUUUUCACAUGUUUUCACAUCACUCCAAACUCUUCCCUUGGCUUUAUUUGCCUUAGUAGCUUUUCCAGUGGACAUAGUUAUAAAACAUGUGGAACAUGUACUCUUGUUGUUCAAUAUGAAUACGUACUAAUUAUAAGUAAAAAUUAUAUUAAAGAAAACCCAAAACAAUUCACGUGGUGAGAUGAAUGUAUUAGUGAAAGGAAAUCCAUUUUCUGCAGGAAAGAAAAAUGCUUUCCAUUGAAAUUACGGUAAUAAUAGUGAUUAUAAUGAGACUACCACAUUUAAAAUUCUUGUUGAAAUUUACCUCAAUGAAAUAUCUGGAGUUUUUUGGUGUUGUCCUGUCCAACAUAUUUUUGAAUUACUGAUUUUAAUGUUUUUUUUUCUGUGAUCGAAUUGAGUUUUUCCCCCCUAACAAAUCGGUCACAAAAAAAAAAACAAUGUGACAGGCAGUGAAUUGUAAUCAUUGUUUUAUUGAUCAUAAACAACUUGAAACGGGAUUGCUCACCAUUUUACAAAAAUUGGUGAUGAUUUGUGGUGUUUUAUACCAUAAUUAUUGACGUUCUUACUAAGAACAAAUUGGGAAGAUCUCAACAAGUUUGUAAGUUUCAGGGUGAAGCAACAAGUGCCAACAAGAAAUGAAAGGAGUAAAAAAAAAAAACCCAUAUCACUGCCUUUUUAAAGAUGUAAUUAUACUCUGGUGCCCUCAACAUGGAUGAUAAUAAAAUAUAAUGGAACAUAGACCGUGCAAUAAAAACAGUUAGUGGGAAAUAUAAACCUCACCUCCACAUUGCAUCUUCUCACCCCUUUAAAAGUAUUAGUAAAGUCCACCACAGGUGUACUUUAGUCUUCUGCAUUAUAUUUAUAGGGGUGACUUGAGUCAAAAAUGGGGUAACCUCAAGAUUAUGCUGAUGCUUACAGGUACAAUUAGUGUCUACUCGUAACAUUCCGUUCAUUGUGUUAGCUUUGUUCCACCGUUGGCAUUUCCACUCUUUGAAGCUUGCUAAUUUAUUGACUGUCUUUACACCAAAUGCUUGUUGUUGUAAUUAAACUUGAUUAUGAGAAGUUGGUCAAUUUGUAUUGCUUUGUACAGUUCUUUUAUUUCUUGUCAAAACCAGGGCCAAUGUUUUCGUCUUGGAGAAGUCAUUUAAAUGAAAUUGAAUAGAUGUAACAAAUUAUGUACCGGGUAGUAAGUUUCAGUGCUUCAUAGCCGACCUCUACCAAAAAACAAUUGAAGGUCAUAUUUAUAUACAUAGUUUUUUUAGGAGUUGAACUUCAACUUUUGUGUUUUAGAAUUUCAUAUGCUUUCUCGAAUGAAUUCAUCCCUUGUUUCCCCACAAGUUUAGGUUUUGUUUCAGGUGGCUGGAACCAUUCCAUUGACUAAAAUGGGGGUGUUAAGUGCUACAUCAUGUACAUAAUUUGUACGAUUAUUUAAUUCAAACUCGUUUUACCAGUGCUUAGAUGAAUUCCCAAAAUUGUAGUAAAUUGGCUAAUGACGGCAACUUUUAUGAAGUCUAUGAUCUUGCAUUCAUUGGGAUCUAGCAUUAAAUUAGUAUAAAACACUAUUACAAUGUUUUGAGAUAUGAACACGCCAUCUGUUUUAAGUGUUCUUUCAAAGAUUCUUAAAAAAAAGCUGUGCUUGCAGAACUUUUUCACAACUUGUCAAAAUAACUCUUAUCUGAUGCCCCCUCAAAGAGAAUGGUACAGUCCAUCAUAGCCAACUGCUAGGUGAGACCAUUUUGCUGUGAGGGGUGAUCAUAUAGGGCUAGGAUUCAACAUGUCUAAACUCUCUUUACGAUUUUAUCUCACACUUGCGAUGCAAGGACCAGCUGCUUUUUUUUUGCUCGUCCUUGUCAUCAAGAUUUUUGUCAGAAAUUGUUUGAGAUAUGCGUGCACAGCCUGUCCGUGUUAUCACCUGGUAUUACACACAUACCUAAGAUUGACUGUUUUACUUGUAUGUAUGUCUUAGUUAUUUUUAUUUUGGAUUGUUAAAUCUCAUCAUUGUUGUUGUAAUGUAUGUAGUAUAUAUAUAGUUGAUUAAAGUCCCAUAUUGCUGUAAUAAACUA
Saccoglossus kowalevskii is the source of this 4213-nucleotide messenger RNA. Its product is annotated as guanine nucleotide-binding protein G(i) subunit alpha. Gene Ontology annotation, molecular function: G protein-coupled receptor binding; G-protein beta/gamma-subunit complex binding; GTP binding. Gene Ontology annotation, biological process: adenylate cyclase-modulating G protein-coupled receptor signaling pathway. Lineage: Eukaryota; Metazoa; Hemichordata; Enteropneusta; Harrimaniidae. The record is from RefSeq and is a predicted model, not a curated record. Gene Ontology annotation, cellular component: cytoplasm; heterotrimeric G-protein complex.